GUCGUAGAAAAAAAGGAGAGAGCGAAGGAGUCGAACCGAGGACAGUUUGUUGCGUUGUCUUUAGUUGAGGCAUCUGUUGCAGGCCCCGGAUCGGCGCCGCUCGCGUGAUCGCUCUGCUCCGCCGCGUCCCGUCUCGUCUCCUUUCUCCCUCGAUCCCGUCGCGGAAGCGCGGCAUGCUCAGGAACAGCCCCCCGAGUCACCGCCAUGAUGGGACCUCGCCGCUCCCCCUCGGCAUGGACUGGAGCCCUCCCCCCAAGCGUUGGGAUGGAAGGAAUACUGUCUGGCCUCACAACCACCAGACUGGUUGGAGCUAUUGUGUCAUGAUUCCUUCUUGGAGUAUUCAGACAGAGCCUGGUGCAUCCCAUGAGAGCUUAAAUCCUAUUGUUUUUUACAGGAUUCAUGUGGGUAUACAAUCCCCACAAGGCAUCAGUACCAGCCACGAGUUACUACGAAGAUUCAGUGACUUCCUGAAAUUACACUCUGCUCUUAAGAAGGCAUUUCCAAGAAAAGAUAUUCCUCUAGCACCACCAAAACAUGCUUUUCUGAGAAUAAAUUCCAGUCGCGUGCUCCUAGAAGAGAGAAGACAUGCUUUGGCAGAAUGGAUGCAGAAGUUACUCUCUGAUAUACAUUUAUCCAGAAGUGCACAAGUAGCAAGUUUUCUUGAAUUGGAAGCUGCUGCAAGGUCAGCAUUCCACUAUGUUAAUAAUCAUCCUACAGAAUCAAAUUCUUCAACUGAUGCUGCUGCCAUGAGCCCUUCAACUCUAGCUCGACCUAGUUCCAGUGUUCUUGUUUCCAACAAUUCAACACUCACAUCUAUGGUGCCAUAUGCUUCCUUAGAUGGUCUCCAUGACAAUGCAAAUAAAACAUCAGACUUUGGUAUUGCGAGAAAAGGAAAGAUUCAAGCUUCUCAAACUAAUGCUGAAGAUGUAUCAUUGGUUCACAAUCAUUCUGCAAAUAUAGCAAUUGGGAACGACAUCAUGGGCGAAUCAUUCUUUGAUCAACCAGAAGAUUUCGGUAGGGUUAAAUUGAACGAUAGGAAAGAGUUCCUUGCUCCACAUAGAGAGAUAAUUGGUGGCAAUUCUAGGGGCAGAAUGGAGUCUAUAUCAGAUCAGGACCAUAAUAAACAUUCUGGUCAUGCUCGUAAGCUCUCUGCUGAAAGCUUUGAGAGUGACAUAAGUUCUAUUAGAGGCAGUGAACUAUCAUUUGCUGGAGUCACAAAUUCAAUUUGGGAUGGUUCCUUUGAUGCCCCUAGCAGCACUGAAGUUUUAAAUGCUGCAGAUGGUCCAGGCACACAAUUUCUUGAAAAUUCGCAAAUUGUUCUUCCAUAUGAUCAAAGGUACAAAUUAAAUAGAGUUCUUGUAACUAUGCAACGAAGGUUAGUAACAACAAAAACCGAUAUGGAGGAUCUUAUAGCUCGGCUGAACCAAGAAAUGGCUGUGAAAGAAUACCUUACCACGAAGGUCAAGGAUUUAGAGAUUGAAUUAGAAGCUACCGAGCAGAAAGCUAAAGAAAACUUGCAGCAAGCUAUCUUAAUUGAAAGAGAAAGAGUCACCGAAAUGCAAUGGGAUAUGGAUGAACUACGGAGGAAGUAUUCAGAGAUGGAGACAAAACUCUUGUUUGAGGAAAAUGAAAGGAGUUAUGCUGAAUCAGAAAAGAAAAUUUCUAAAGAAGAAAAAGAUUGCUUACAGCAGGAGUUAGAUAGUAAACAAGAAGAAUUAGUGAACAUGCAAAAGCGUCUGGAAGAGUUGGAAUUGAAAUCAAAGGCCGAUAUCAAAGUUCUUGUCAAAGAAGUGAAGUUCUUGAGGAAAUCUCAAGCAGAGCUCAAGGAAAUACUGAAUCAGUCUGUAAGAGAAAAGACUGAACUAGAGGGAGUUCUGCGGAAGGAAAUGCAGAGAUGGUCACAUGCAAAGUCAGCGAACAAAACUUUUCUUCAUGAAUGCAGAGUUCUACGUGAUCGGCUUCAAGAAUGCAGUGUUAAUUUUCUCACUGAUGAGGAAGAUAAGUUCACUAUUGAUGAUUCAUCACUCUCUGAUGCAGUGGAUCUUCUGGCAACAUCAGAUAAUCGGAUAGGUCUCCUUCUUGCAGAGGCUCAACUCCUUGCAAGAAAUGAUGAAAUGGCAUAUAUAAAUGAUGAUGUUCAAUCUACAGAAGUUUCUGAGUCUCCAAUUAUACCAAACGGUGAUACUUCCAUGACUGCAGAUGACGAUGAGAUACGGAAAACUCUUACUGAUGUGUUCAUAGACAAUCUGAAAUUAAGGAAACAGGUAAACACUGUGAUCAGACAUGCGCUGAAUACAGUUACGAAACAAGAGAAAGAAGACGGUUCCGAAGUCCCUUCCAGGAAGACUGUCCUCAACCGGUUCUUGGAGCGAUGAAACAACACAAAUGUACAUCAUCACUUAUUCGUGUGUUUGGCUGCGCUGUAUAUUCCGGUCACAUAGACAAGAUAUGGUCAUCUACAGGUCAACAAGGAGAAGAACAAGAACUGCCUGGGUUUUGCAUUGACAAUCUCGCGUAGUUAUGAGUAAAAUGGCUUGUUAUAAGAGAUGUUUUCCUUGAUAUUUGAGACUCGUACUACCGUGAAAUAUCGAACAAUAGUAUAUAAAACAGAAUCAAAUUUGCUAGCAAUAACUGAUUGAAAAAUGAGUAUUUUUAUUUUCUC
Molecule: messenger RNA, 2662 nt
Organism: Zingiber officinale
Lineage: Eukaryota; Viridiplantae; Streptophyta; Magnoliopsida; Zingiberales; Zingiberaceae
Product: PX domain-containing protein EREL1-like
Exons: 10
Coding region: 174-2375 (733 amino acids)
Biological process (GO): protein transport
Molecular function (GO): phosphatidylinositol binding
Source: RefSeq, a predicted model, not a curated record